Chenopodium quinoa (quinoa) is the source of this 1536-nucleotide messenger RNA. Its product is annotated as protein LIGHT-DEPENDENT SHORT HYPOCOTYLS 4-like. NCBI's taxonomy places the organism in Eukaryota, Viridiplantae, Streptophyta, Magnoliopsida, Caryophyllales, Amaranthaceae. The record is from RefSeq and is a predicted model, not a curated record. The transcript has a single exon. The coding region runs from base 607 to 1308 and encodes 233 amino acids. Gene Ontology annotation, cellular component: nucleus. Gene Ontology annotation, biological process: response to light stimulus; mRNA transcription.
UUAUAGAAUUAUAAAUUUUCCAAUUAGGGGGUACUUUUGUAAAUUUAUCUUAUGAAACGUCCAUCAACAAAAAGAACUCAUCAUGUCUCAACUUUUUUUUUAAUUAAAAAAUAAAAAAGAUUUAUAUACAGCUUUUCCCCAUUUUCAUAUCCCAAUCAUCCAAUCCUCAAUUUUUUUCCCACACUCUCUCCCUCCAUUUUUUUUGCCCUAAAUUUCAUCUUCUUCCUCCUCUUCCUAUUAUUUUCACAAUAUAAUCCCAAAAAAAAAAAAAAAACUAGUUAUUUAGUCGUAGUAUCCAUUUAUUUACUAAAUUAGUACAAAAAUUAGUUAUUUACACAAUAUUCCCCAAAAAGCUAGAAAAAGAAAGACAUAAUCAUCAUAAUCAUCAUCAUAUCAUUCAUAUUCCUUCUUCCUUUAAUUUCAACAAAGGCGUUAUUAUAUCUAGUUUUGUUCAAACAAACACAACAUCAUAAAACCAAAAAGAAAAGAAACCUUAACUCCUCCAAAUAAAAACCUUAAUUAAUAAUACUACUACUUCAGUUAUUGUUUGUGAGCGAGUUAGUAAUUGAUAACUACAAUUAUCGGAUAAAUAGAUAAAUAAAAUCAAUGGAUCUUAUCCCACCACCAUCAUCGUCGUCGUCAUCAUCGUCUUCGGCUACGACAAAGGCCAACAACAACAACAACAACAACAACAACAACAACAACAACAACAACAACGGGCAGUUAAGUAGGUACGAGAAUCAGAAGAGAAGAGAUUGGAACACUUUCGGGCAGUACCUGAGAAACCACCGUCCUCCGUUAGCGUUGUCCCGUUGUAGUGGGGCCCACGUUUUGGAGUUUUUAAGGUACUUGGAUCAGUUCGGAAAGACUAAGGUUCAUAAUCCGGGCUGCCCGUUUUUCGGACACCCUAAUCCACCUGCCCCCUGCCCUUGCCCGCUCCGUCAAGCGUGGGGCUCACUCGAUGCUCUCAUAGGCCGUCUUAGGGCUGCCUAUGAGGAGAACGGUGGCCCGCCUGAGAGUAACCCGUUCGGGGCUCGAGCCGUUAGGCUUUACCUUCGCGAGGUCAGGGACUCUCAGGCCAAGGCUAGGGGCAUCAGCUACGAGAAGAAGAAGCGCAAGCGGCCUCCACCUGCAACUACGUCUUCUCGACCAAUGCCCCAACCCCCGCCGCUGCCGCCUCUUCAGCACCACCACCUCCAUGGUGAGUCCAGUGGCGGCAGCAGCAUCGGGUUAUUGACUGGACUCACCAUGGAUGGACAUCAUGGAAAUGGGGGUGGUGGUGGUGCUGGGGAAAGGAGUUUCCCAUAAAAUUAAGUUAUCAAUCAUCAUAUAUCAUGGUAAGUUCAAUUCUAAAUUAUGUGUACCCUAGUUAAUUAAUUACUCUCUUAGUAGUCAUUAUUCCAACUAUGGAACUACUCUAGCAGUCUACUACAACAAAUUUAGGUAUAAUGAAAAUGGAAGAUUUUUAGUACUAAUAUAGUACGAUCUUGUUAUAUUGUACCAUACCUAGUAUCUUCUACUACAUACUUCAUGUCA